GCAGCCAUAUUAUUAGAGCCCACGGUAGGAAAUUGUCCACUAAUAUGAUAUAAUAUAUAAUCGUACAGCGGUAUAUACCUACCAUUUGGUAGCGUUAUUUAUAUCAAUGCAGAAAUGGAGUCCUGUUUAAGAAAAGAAAGAAAAAGAAAGAAAGAAAACGACAGCACUGACAAAAUGUGUAGUGCCGUAGAGCAAGAGAUAUUAUCAACCAAUAUUCAACAGUUUCAGGUUUUUCAAAAAGAACUAGACGCACGUUAUGACAAAUACGAGAGGAUUGUGAAGUUAAGCAGAGACAUUACGAUCCGAAGUAAACGGGUUAUAUUUCUGCUCCACCGAUGCACUGAAGAGGAAUCUCGAGAAAAAUUGCUUGCGGAAGCAAUGGAAAAAAUUGGCGAAGUUAAAAGAAUAUUCGAAAAAAUUGCACUCGAGCUUCGAAAUGAAGACUCUUUUCAGUUUCAGAAAGCAUAUUCUCCAGGUCUGCAAGAGUUUAUCGAAGCAUAUGGAUUUUGGUAUUUUUUAAAGCAUGGCCGUGUAGUUUCAUUGGAAGAAGUUCGUUAUCAACUUUCUUUUAAGAACAAAUAUGAAGAGGCUGGUCUUAUAAAGCUUACUUCCACUAAUGAUAAAUUAACUACUGGUGAACAAAAUUACAACUCGUCUGUUGCAGAACCAACUACUAAAAAGGUUUGCAGCUUCACCCCUCCUGUUGAAGAGGAUCUUGAAAUAAGCUCACCAUCGGAUAAAUUAAUUGUUGUCAGUCCCCAUGAUGAAGAUUGCAUCAAUGUUGAUGAGGGGAUUGCUGUGAUUGUUCCUUCCACCGAUCAAAUUACAGUUCUCAGGAGCCCUGCAGAUUACAUAUUGGGUAUUUGCGAUUUGACAGGUGAACUGAUGCGUUUAGCAAUAAACAGUAUUGGUCAGGGAAACAUUAAAAGCAUAUGGAAAAUAUGUAAAGUGUUACGUCAAAUCCAUGAUGAAAUUGUAAAGUUGGAAAACAAACUUGUUCAUCGAGGUCUAGCUAAGAAGCUAGAAGUCCUAAAAAACAAUAUGAGAAAAGUAGAAAAUGCUUGCUACACUCUACAGAUCCGUGGUGCCGAAUUGCCAGUAGCAAUGUUGAUUGAUCUAGUAACACCUGACAAAGAACUUAAAGAAUAAAAAACUCUCAAACAUUGAAAAAUAUCGCUAACUUUAUAGUUAUACAAUGUUGCACUAUAUUUCAAUAAAUUUUGCUAUAAUACA
Molecule: messenger RNA, 1233 nt
Organism: Xenia sp. Carnegie-2017
Lineage: Eukaryota; Metazoa; Cnidaria; Anthozoa; Malacalcyonacea; Xeniidae
Product: translin-associated protein X-like
Exons: 1
Coding region: 115-1149 (344 amino acids)
Cellular component (GO): nucleus; cytoplasm
Molecular function (GO): sequence-specific DNA binding; RNA endonuclease activity; RNA binding
Source: RefSeq, a predicted model, not a curated record